AUGUUGCGUGGCUGGGCUGCUAUUGCUGGAAUAACGGCGGUGCCCGCUGUGGGCAUCUAUGCCUCACUUCAACAGCAACAAAUCUUAUCCCCAGAGCCAUCAUCUCUCUUUACUUCAUUUUCUUCGUCCAUCUCCUCGACACUGGGUCUAAGCUCCACGACCGAGGAUGAAGCAUUCAAGGCGGAGUGGGACGGACGCAUCCAGAGCGAUGGCUUGUUAAGCUCGAAAUUCGGGAUGUACGGGUGGCCAAAGCAGUCUUUCGACUAUGUUAUCGUCGGCGGUGGCACUGCAGGACUCGCUAUGGCGCGCAGACUAAGUGAAGAUGGCUCAAACUCCGUGGCCGUAAUCGAAGCCGGAGGAUUCUACGAAAUCGAUGGCGGCAACGCGACAGAAGUUCCAAUGUACCUCUUCAAUUACUUCUUGGACAAUGGAUGGGUGAAGAAUCCGCUCUUCGACUGGUAUCAAUACACGGUGCCACAGCCUGUAAGAUCUUCUCGCGAGAUGGAAGUUGUACGAUGACUGAGUAUACUUCAGGGGCUGGCGAACCGGUCAAUGUUCUAUAUGUCCGGGAAAACACUUGGAGGAAGCUCUGCACGAGGGGCGAUGCUGUAUCAUCGGUACGAAUGCUUCUCCGGAUGAUUUUGAGCAUUCAAGAUGCUAACUUUAACUCGAUACUAGCGGCUCGAAAGGUGCAUAUCAAAAAUGGGCUGACCACGUUGGCGAUCAGUCCUACACGUGGGAUAAGUGGCUGCCAUACUUUCAGAAGAGCGUGAAGUUCUCUGAUCCAACUACGAACUCACGUCCCGCCAACGCGACCGCAUACUUUGACGCAAGCGCAUUUGCCGAGGGUGCUGGACCUGUGCAUGUUGCCUAUCCUCACUGGACCAAUGCCAUCUCCUCAUGGGUCGAUAAGACUUUCGAGGCCCUUGGCAUUCCUCUGGCCGAAGGAUUCUCGAACGGUAAUCUUUUGGGCCGAUCCUAUAUUACCGUAUGUGUCGUGGCUCUCUCCAUAGUUGUUGCUGACAGUACUUAGCAUACAAUUCACCCUCACACACGCCGCCGAGAGACUUCUUCCUCUUCAUAUCUCCGAGAAGCGCUAUUGAAGAGCCAGAAGUUGAACAUCUUCACCCGCACGAUCGCCACCAAAGUGUUAUUCGACGAAUCGAAGAAGGCAACCGGAGUUUCGCUGAAUACCGACGGAUUUCAAUGGAAGAUCGCUGCGAACAAGGAGGUCAUCGUGUCGGCCGGCGUUGUAAGUGUCAAGGGAUCUCCGUACACAAUCACCUGAGGUCUGACCAUAUGCGUAGAUGCGGUCCCCGCAACUGUUGAUGGCUUCCGGCGUUGGCCCAGAGAAGACGCUUGAGCCCUUGGGGAUUGAUGUUCUUGCCGAUCGACCUGGUGUUGGUCAGAAUAUGUGGGUAAGUACACGAGUCCAAUGCAUUCGAUUUCCCGUUAUGGUGGCUAAUACUGUAACACUAGGACACCAUCAUCUUAGGUCCCACUAGUCCAGUCGGCCUUCAGAGUCACAGCCAACUUCUUGGAUCAAAGGAGACUCUCGGAAGGGCUAUAUAUGAGUACAAUACAAAGCGCAGCGGACUCCUCACAAAUCCUGGCCAAGACUACUUUGCCUUCGAGAAACACCACCCAGGCAUGCUGUCGGAGUCGACUGCAGAAGCCAUUGAACAAGACUUCCCUGCGGAUUGGCCCACUUUCUCUUACAUUGCCCUGGAUGACAGCUUCGUCCCGCAAUGGAACGGUCAGAGCUACUUCAGCAUGUCUGCCGUACCGCUCACCCCCUUCUCUCGAGGCACCGUAACGAUCAACAGCUCCGAUGUCUUACAGCAUCCCGUUGUCGAUCCCAAGUGGCUUGCCGACCCUCGAGACCGCGAGCUUGUCGUCGCAGCUUUCCGCCGUUGCCGCCAAUUCGUCGAGUCAGCACCUCUGCGGGAUAUCAUUACCGGCCCCGAGAUUCUGCCCGGGACCAAGUAUCAGUCCGACGAAGAGAUCUACAACUACAUUGCCGAGACGUCGGACGCUUUCUACGCAGGCGUGGGUACCUGUGCGAUGGGGAAAAUCGACGAUCCCUUGAGCGUUGUAGACACCUCUGCACGCGUUAUCGGGGUCCAGGGCCUGCGGGUGGUCGACGCUUCGGCGUUCCCCUUCAGUAUUGAUGGACAACCCAUGGGGACUAUCUGUGAGUGUGCCUCUUUCCAAUGAUGCGUUCGGGUCGCUGACAGGGCGUGCAGAUGCUCUGGCGGAAAAGAUUGCCGCAGAGAUGCUUGCAGAGAGACAGACUUUGCAUGAGAAUGAGUUGUAG
Messenger RNA from Lecanosticta acicola, 2317 nucleotides. The record is from the annotation of a GenBank genome assembly. NCBI's taxonomy places the organism in Eukaryota, Fungi, Ascomycota, Dothideomycetes, Mycosphaerellales, Mycosphaerellaceae.